Molecule: messenger RNA, 261 nt
Organism: Phyllostomus hastatus (greater spear-nosed bat)
Lineage: Eukaryota; Metazoa; Chordata; Mammalia; Chiroptera; Phyllostomidae
Product: barrier-to-autointegration factor-like
Exons: 1
Coding region: 1-261 (86 amino acids)
Molecular function (GO): DNA binding
Source: RefSeq, a predicted model, not a curated record
AUGACAACCUCCCAAAAGCACCGAGACUUCGUGGCAAAGCCCAUGGGGGAAAAGCCAGUGGGGAGCCUGGCCGGAAUUGGUGAAGUCCUGGGCAAGAAGCUGGAGGAAAGGGGCUUUCACAAGGCCUACGUGGUCCUUGACCAGUUUCUGGUGCUAAAGAAAGAUGAAGACCUCCUCCGGGAAUGGCUAAAGGACAGCAAUGCCAAGCAGUCCCAGGACUGCUUUGGGUGCCUUCGAGAGUGGUGCAAUGCCUUCUUCUGA